CUUCUAUAUUCAUUCGUAAUAUAUCUGCCUUAGCACAAUACACUGCUGUGAUACCGUAACAUUCAGUACAAUACAUAAAAUAACUGUACCUCCACAAAUUAGCGCGCGCUCACGUGAUUUCCCCUACCAAAUCUAGACACAGCCAGAGCUUUAUAUCAACCAGCGCUCCGUAUCCCUUGAACUCGAGGGAUGAGAUAUACGGUACCCUCGUAGGUACUAGGCGGUAACCAUACAAAGGACAGCUGUGAGAGAGCAACUGUCCCUACUUUUUUAGGAUGGUUGACGAUGGAUCAAAGCGCGCGGAACGGCCGUCCUCCUCUCCUCAAGCCCCCCCUCCACCACUAGACUUCAUGGACGUCGUGUCUCCAGCUCUGCAAAUUGGCAGCUUAACCGGCGUAUCCGGCCUCCUCUUCGGCGCAGUCGGUGGAGUCCUCAGAUCAACAACACCCACCAUCUUCGCCCUAGCAUCAGGCCUCCAAUGGUUCACCCUGGGCUCAACAUUCUGGGCAACCCGAACAAUACUCCUUCACGAACUCCGUGCCGAAACCGGGGAAUCCGCGCGCAAAAUCUCCGCCAGCGCUAUCGCCGGCGGCGUCAGCGGCGGGAUUGGUGGGCUCUUAAGAAGCAGAAAAAAUGUCAUCCCCGGCUCCCUAAUCUUCGCCACCUUCGGCGCCCUCGGACAAGCAGCCUAUAACUACGCCGACGCGCGAGAGGGGCAAAAAGGCAGCGAUAAGGGUAAGGAGGAGGGGAAGGGGGGCUGGCUUAAUUCAAGAUGGAGUCCUGUGAAGGCGUUGUCGGAUGAGGAGUAUGGGCGGAUAUUGGAGGAGAGGUUGUUGAAGCUUGAUGCGGAGAUAACGUUGGUGAAUGAGAGUAUUGAGGCGGUUAAGAAGACAGUGAGUGCGACUGCUACGCCAACGGUGGCGGCGACGAAGGAGGGGAAGGGGAAGAAAUGAGAUGGGGGACCAAUAACAGGCGAUGUGUCUGAAGAGCGCCUGAUGGAGAAUAUGUAUGAUAUUACGAAGUGGAAGGGGGCGCGAAGGAGAUUUGUAUCAUAGUACUCAAACCUCACACCAGGAUAAAUAUAGAGGGUUGUAUCAUAGUAGACAAAACCAUCAUAUCAGGAUAAUUAUACUCUGAAUUUGCCAUAGAAACAC
Messenger RNA from Pseudogymnoascus destructans, 1154 nucleotides. RefSeq lists its product as uncharacterized. The transcript is spliced from 4 exons. The coding region runs from base 276 to 953 and encodes 225 amino acids. The record is from RefSeq and is a predicted model, not a curated record. Lineage: Eukaryota; Fungi; Ascomycota; Leotiomycetes; Thelebolales; Thelebolaceae.